CGAGACAAGAGGAAGAAGAUGACAGGGCGCGCAAAAAGAAAACCCAAACCCAUUCAGGAGUCGGGUACAGGCAAUAGGGAGGUGAAGAAACCUCGGACAGAUGAUCCCAAAGCCAUUCCACUGUCAGCGGUGGAUUCAAAGCAACGUGAUGAGAUGCUGCAGUUAUACAAGCUUCAGAUGCCAGAAGAUCUGUACCAUUUCUGGGAUUUCUGCAAGGAGCUUUGUCCUGACAACCCCCAUGAUGCGCUGAAAGACACACUUGGUUUGCGGCUUGUUGGUCCUUUUGACAUUCUAGCUGGAGCUCACAAAAACUCUAAGAAUCCCCAGCCGAACUUCCAUCUUCACUGGAGGUAUUUUUAUGACCCACCAGAGUUUCAGACCAUACUUAUAGGGAGUGAGGACAGCCGACACCAUAUUGGCUACUUCAGGGAUACUCCAGACUCCCUCCCCUCAUUUGUUGGGGAAAAUGAAGCCAAGAAGGGCUACACUAUAACACAGAUGGGGGACAACGUGUUCGCUGCUGUCCACCUGUUUCUGCUGCGUAAGAGGAAAGAGAGAGGCAACCUGAAAGCAGGGAGAGAAGCUUUCGAAAGCUUGGAGGCAAAGCUGAGAGACAGAGCAGAGACUCUGAGUUUAUCUCUAGAGCAGAAGACCAAAGGCAUGAAGCAGAGGGACAAGAAGGUGGUCACAAAGACGUUCCAUGGUGCUGGCAUCGUUGUGCCUGUAGACAAGAACGAUGUGGGAUACAGAGAACUGCCAGAAACAGACGCUGGUCUGAAGAAGAUCUGCAAGGCCAUUGCUGAGGCACGGAAUGAUGAAGAGCGCGUCAAAGCCUUUGGACCUCUCCAGGAGAUGAUCACAUUUGUUCAGUUUGCCAAUGAUGAAUGUGACUACGGCAUGGGUUAUGAGCUAGGAAUAGACCUCUUCUGUUUCGGAUCCCAUUACUUCCACAAGGUCAUCAAGCAACUUUUACCCAUGGCCUACAACUUGCUGAAAAGGAAUUUGUUUGGAGAAGUUCUCGAGGCCCACCUCUGCAGCCGAAACCACGACAACCUGGACCAACUCUCUGCACAUUAAAAAGGUUCUGAAGUACACUUGAGUUCUAGCUCUUAUAAGCUUUCCCCACCAUGUGUCAUUGUCCUCUGUUGUUUGUUAUUGUUAUUGUUUCUUGGUGGUUUUUGGUGCUGCUGUCAUUGAUUGGAACCAGUUCAAUUAUUCUUAUUUGUAUAAGGUACAUGUAGAUGUCUAAUAAAAUAUUUUUAUAU
Molecule: messenger RNA, 1265 nt
Organism: Scomber japonicus (chub mackerel)
Lineage: Eukaryota; Metazoa; Chordata; Actinopteri; Scombriformes; Scombridae
Product: histone PARylation factor 1
Exons: 8
Coding region: 19-1077 (352 amino acids)
Biological process (GO): DNA damage response; regulation of protein ADP-ribosylation
Cellular component (GO): nucleus
Molecular function (GO): histone binding; poly-ADP-D-ribose binding
Source: RefSeq, a predicted model, not a curated record